Messenger RNA from Moneuplotes crassus, 1474 nucleotides. The record is from the annotation of a GenBank genome assembly. NCBI's taxonomy places the organism in Eukaryota, Ciliophora, Spirotrichea, Euplotida, Euplotidae.
AAUAAACGAAAAAUGAGCGACUUGGAGUUUAGAAAAUGAUCUCAUUGCUCUAGAGAAGCAAUAUUGUACCAUGAGGAAUUAGAACGUUUUUACUGCGGAAAUUAUCAAACAAAUCACAAAAACAUUAGGUUCAAGCAAGGCCUUGUGCAGCUGAAUACUAAAAAAGAUCUAGAGCUUACAUUAAAGAGAUUUGAGGGUUUAAUCCUAUUUUCAGAGGAGUACAUGAAAUCAAUCGGCCAGAACUUCCCUAAGACUUAUGCAGAUGAGAUCAGAAGCUUCGAGCAAUGGCUUGCAGACAACAAGGAAAAGUUUAAAGACUUAAAAGCCGAGGACAAUGCUGCCCAAAUUCAUGAAGCUGUAAAGGAAGUCGAAGAUAAAUAAAGAUGAGUUUACAGCAACAAAAUGAUUUAGAGAAUGAGGCAGUGAGUUCAUCGAGAACUAUUUUAUGAAGAAUAAAAAGGAAACUGAAGAGAGUAAAGAGAAUUUAGGAAUCCAGGAGGUGUCAAUCCAUACAUCAGAUUAUUUCAGAUACACUUACAGUACCCAGAGUCACAGAGGCACUACUUCUCAGGAAGAUUUUUCAGUAGUUGACGAAGAAAAUAAGAAGAAAAUAAGUGAGUGUCAUGCUUAUAAAAAUGAAGAAGAGAAGAAAGGAGAUUUAACAGAGAAAAAUAGUGAGCAUUGUAAGCCAAGCAAGAACCUACUAGACAGUGAGGUCAAGAGAAAUGACUCUAUUACUGAGAGCAACAAAGACAUCAAAGAUGAGAUCAACCCUCCUGGCUCAAGAUGGAUGACUGAUCUGAGUAAUACAGAAAAGAAGCGGGCAUGCUGGGAUUUAAGCCCAUUACGUGAGUCUUUUAAGAAAUUCCCUGAGCUUGAAACUCAACUUCAAAACGAUAAGAUCUAUUAUGUUGACCUGAUAGUUCCAGAUAUGAGGGAUAUAUUAGACAAGACAACAGAGUUUAAAUUUCCUCCAAGUAUUGCUCACAUUAAGAUUGACAAUAUUCCUUGUGACUUUCCUCCUCUCAAAGGCCUCCUAAGAGACUGUAUUAAGAAAGAGAUUCCCCACCUCUCUUUGCAUUGGCAAGAUAAUGUGCUAGCUGAUGAGUAUAUGGAGUACAUUGGAGAGGCUGUAAAAGCCAUCACUGAAAGUAUCAAGUUGAGCAACUUUAAACUUCAAGAUCCCUCACUGUUGACUAAGUUGUUCAAUAAAGAGUCGAAAGUAAGGUCAAUAGAAGUGAAGAAUUUCAGCAUCUUGCAGAAACCAGAUACAGUAAAAGAAGGAGCCUCUCUUUGGUACGAUAUAGGUGAUGCUACGAUCGAACUUCCUGAAGAUGUGAAUGAGACCCUUGAUAAGGUGACAAUCAUCCCUAAAAGUGGGCAAUUUGAACUGAACAUUUGCAAUGUCAAUGAGGAAGGAGAAGUGGAAGGAAGAUGUGAAAAGUUCCAACUAUCUGGAUCAAAAGAAUAACUG